Myripristis murdjan (pinecone soldierfish) is the source of this 1329-nucleotide messenger RNA. Its product is annotated as Fc receptor-like protein 3. The record is from RefSeq and is a predicted model, not a curated record. The coding region runs from base 1 to 609 and encodes 202 amino acids. The transcript has 6 exons. NCBI's taxonomy places the organism in Eukaryota, Metazoa, Chordata, Actinopteri, Holocentriformes, Holocentridae.
AUGACGUCUACUUAUACCUGGUACAAGAAGAAUGAAACUUCACCAAAAGUAUUGGGACAGACCUUCACCAUCACUGACAUCACAUCUGAACACAGUGGAGAAUAUUACUGUGAAGUCCAAAACAGAAGAGGACGUCAUCGCUCCACCUUACAGCUGAAUGUUGUGGCGGCUGCAUGGAAAUCAGUCACUGCUGUAGUAACUGCUACCGUUUUGCCGGCUAUCAUACUGACCUGUCUCCUCCUGUGGAUUAGGAGAAAGAGGGCCACCAAACAGCCGUCUGCACCAGGAGUGGGACCAGACAACACGCUGCAGCUAAGCCCUGUGUAUGACACCACAUCAGCUGCAGCACUGAGACAACAGACAGAACAGCAGGAUGAGCUUCUUUACACCACCAUCGUCUUCCCUAAGAACCAUGAAGAUCCUCUCUACUCCAACAUCAAGAUGCAUCGACCCCAGAGACAGAAAGAAGAGGUCCAAGAAGCUCAAUAUGCUGCUGUCAACUUUAAAAGAGCCAAACCUGAGCCGGGAAGUCAGGACUCUGAGGAGGAUCUGUCUGCGUUGUACAGCACAGUCCAACAUCCUCAGAAAGACCCCAGACUCUCAACGUAACAUGAUUCUGUGGUUUAUUUCUAACGUGUUAAGAUUAACAGAAUGUAUGUGCAGAAGUAAGAGAGAGACAGAGAGAGAGAGUGUUUAUGAUGAUGAGUAUGAAGUUAGCAGUGCAAUAUUAGAGGUAAAUGGAGCUAUUUUGCAGUGAAUAGAUGCUAAAACUCCUCAGAGCCCAAGCCAAGUUCCGGUCGAAGAUAGAUGGUAACCCUAGAUUUGUGAAACUCUUGCACAUGCUCACUUGGACAGUAGCGCUCCACUCUGCCCUAACCUUAACCCUAACCCCAAACCCAAUCUUAACCUUGACCCUAAACCUGACUCUAACCAUGCUUGUGUUUGCGCUCGAUUUUGCUGAGAAUUUCACAAAUCUACAGUUUACCAUCACAACAGGAGCCCAAGGCUGUUGUGGAAUAGUCUUUUUUUGCUUAGGAAGGCUCCUAACUGAGCGAAAUUAGACAUUUUUGUCCAGAUGUUUUUAAUUCAGCAGAUUUGAAACUUGAGAGUGAAGAUAUGUAUGGCACGGUAAAAACCUUGAAAUGUGAACAGCCAAAUGGCAUGUCGCCGCUGCCGCAUGCUUGCAUGUUUGUUUGACUGUACAUAUAAAUAUUUUAUCACUUCACUGUACAUACUUUGUCAGGAUAAAAUUUGAUUACAGGUUUAUGUAACAUUUUCAGAAGCUUAUGUCGCUAACCGGUAAUAAACGGUCAAAACAAGUAAUUUUGC